Haliotis rubra (blacklip abalone) is the source of this 3693-nucleotide messenger RNA. Its product is annotated as zinc finger FYVE domain-containing protein 1-like. Gene Ontology annotation, molecular function: GTPase activity; metal ion binding; GTP binding. The record is from RefSeq and is a predicted model, not a curated record. Lineage: Eukaryota; Metazoa; Mollusca; Gastropoda; Lepetellida; Haliotidae.
CCAUACGGAAAUGGUCGAAAUGGGAGAUUCCCUUGGUCAUAGUUUAUUAUGACCGAAGUUUAUGACAAUGAUCUUUAUCAAAGCAGGUGACGCUUGUACCAAUUUCCAUUAUUUGAACAAUGCGUCCCACGGCCAAGCGAAGCAACAGAACGAAAUCCUCCAUUCGCCUUUGUGAGGAAAAAUUAAGCUGUGUUGUUGUAAACGCUGAGGCAGUGUUUACAUGUUCAGAGUGCAAAACUGCACAGUGCGAUAAGUGUGAAAAGAGCGUACAUUCGGGAAUAAAGUUCGAAUUUCACAACAGGCGACGUCUUGAACGCCCUUCUCAGGAUCAGCUCUGUCAGGGUACAGCUUCAGGGACGGCAUGUGUCAACAGGAACUACGCUGACGUCUGGUGCGAAGACUGUAAACACAGGCUUUGUCUCGAUUGUUUUGACAAAUCGCAUGCCCAAGGCAGAAGAAAGACCCAUAAGAAGAUAUCAGUGAAUGAGUAUCAACGUAGACAGCUACGUGCGUUACAAGACACAGUGAAACCACUGUCACCUGUGUCAGAUAAUGACGAUUCUUUGACAUAUGUUUCAUGUCCUCAAGAAAUUAGCUUGGAAGAAAAUAUGUCCUUCGCUAGUUUUCAUUCUGAUCACAGCCACCCAAGUUCAGGUGGAAGUAUUCCCGAUAUCUGCCAAGACACAAAUGAAGUGAACCUAAUGGCAAGGGAAAUGGAUGCUUUUCUUCUGGAUGAUGGGAGAUACACGGAGUGUCAAAGUUUUGAAUUAGCAAAUGACCAGGAAGAACUACAGGUGACAUCUGAAGAAGAUUUUAUAGAGAAGCUUGGCUGCAAGAAAGAUGCAAUGGUGAAGAUUAUUUCCAUCUUUGGUAACACAGGAGAUGGGAAAUCCUAUACUCUCAACCACACCUUUUUUGGUGGUAAGGAGGUGUUUCAGACUUCACCGGAACAAGAGUCAUGUAGUGGGGUGUGGGCAGCUAACGACCCUGUCAACAACACGCUUGUGAUUGACACCGAGGGCUUGCUGGGGGUGACCAGCAACCAGAACCAGAGGACCAGACUGCUCUUGAAGAUUCUUGCGAUCUCGGACAUUGUGAUAUAUCGCACUCGGGCAGAGAGGCUUCAUGUGGAUAUGUUGAACUUCCUUAGUGAUGCAUCCAAGGCUUAUUUGAAGCAUUUUUCAGCAGAACUGCGGGCAGCAACACAACGUUACAACCUCUCUGUCUCCAACAUUGGACCAGCUGUGAUAAUAUUCCACGAGACCUUACACACUGAUGUGCUGCAGCUGAGGGGAGGGAAGGAAGGUAUUACGCCAGAAGACUUGAUACGCGGAAAGUUCAAGAAGUCCGAGUGCACCAUAGAUGCUUUUAGCAGCCUGCACUAUGUGGGCACAAGGACUAUGAAUCCCCCAACAGACUUCAAACCUUUACAGAAAUCAGUGAAGGACCUGCUGGCCAACAAUACAGUGAGGACAGCUAGGAGGCCUGCUGUGGUCUUCCAAAGUCUUAAGUGUCUUAAUGAGAAAUUCAGUGGCGACAUCGAUAAGCCAGUGCCCAAUACAUUCCCCGACCAGUAUUUUACCUGCACUGCAAAGUGCAAGGCCUGUGGGUAAGUAGUACACUGUAUCAGGAGCAUGAACCAUGAUUUCCAGCAUCAGACGGAGGAGAACAAACACUGUCAGUAUCAGCAUCAGUAUGGCAACAAGAUCUACCUGUGUAAGAAAUGUAUGCAUGCUAAAGGACAGAGGAAGGUGGUUGUACCCAAAACUUCAUCUUCAGGAGACAACACCUGGGUUGGUUUGGGAAAAUACAUAUGGUCAGGUUAUGUAUUGGAGUGCCCUAACUGUGGAAUUAUUUACCGGAGUCGGCAAUACUGGUACGGGAACCAGGACGUGGAGGCUAUUGUCCUAGCUGAGGUGGCACACAUAUGGCCAGAGAGCAACCUUGGACUGGACGGUACCCACAAUGCAGCAAGGAAAGUACUGGACAGUCUCAACUAUGUGGCGGACACUAUCGGUAGUGUGAGUGCCAAACCCACGAAGUACCUGGCUGAGUGGACCGCUGACCAGAUAGCCCCUGCAUACUGGGUCCCCAACUCCAAGAUCCUGGCUUGUGCCAAGUGUGGGGAAGAGUUCACCCACAAUGACCAGAAGCAUCACUGUCGAGGAUGUGGCAAGGGAUUCUGUGACACAUGCUCCAGCUACAAGCGGCCAGUGCCAGAGCGAGGCUGGGGCCUGGAACCAGUCCGUGUCUGUAAAGACUGUCUCCAAGGGGAAACCAAAGAAGGGGAGGCGCCUGUGACUGCUCGCAAGGUUGGGGAAGUUGUGACGUCUACCCUAGGCGCUGUAGCCUCUGCCAUUGACUACCCGAUAGGCAUGUUGAAGGACUCCGCUCGACCUGCAUACUGGAUCCCGGAUGAAGAUAUCACACAGUGCUAUGUGUGUUCCACUGAGUUCAACUACAAGGUGGCCAAACACCACUGUCGGGCGUGUGGACAGGGGGUGUGCGGGAACUGUUCCCCAACCAAGCUCCCUGUUCCCUCACGGGGCUGGGACUACCCAGUCCGAGUCUGUCUCAAGUGCGAGAAGAAGAAAGACAAGCUGUGAAGGUGUCGGCGACCAUUUUAUUUCAAUUGUGACAGCAUGGUGCUACAUCCAUGAGCUGAAAGCUUAUAUUUCAUAGUUUUAAAGUUGUAAUGCAGGAAUUAUUUAGGAGGGACCUCAAUAAUGAUCCCAGAUCAUUUUUCAUAAUAGUAACGAUAACAAGAAAAUUAAUUGUAAUUGCACUUAAUUGCUUUUAAAAUUAGUUAAAUUGUUGAACAGGUUACAUUGUAUCGUAUUUAGUAAGGUAAAUUCAUAUAGGGCAUAACUUAUUCUGUGCAGAUGAAGAGAGAGUUACCUGGCCUAAUUGUAUAAUUGUGUUUAUAGACUUUAAUGAAAUGAUGAUGGAGUAACUUGAGAAGAAGUUUGGAGUUUUUCAUCAUCUGUACAGUAUAAUCAUUCUUACAAAUUUUACAAUGUCAUCACCAUAAUGUGAUAUUAUUAAGGCGAGAUUGUAUAAGUAAAUUGUUUACUUGGUAAUGGGCCCCUGACAUGAAUAAAUACAAUGACAAUAACCUUUGUGAAUUAUUGCCAUGGGUUUCAGAAGUGUUCAUGAAUCACUGUAUGACACUUGGAUGUAGGCCAUAUUGUCGGACACCUGGUGUGUAUUGGUUUACUGGUAGGUGUACUGGUAGUUGUAUAGGGAACAUUCAUGUACCAGCCAGAUAUUGCUAAGUUCCACAGAGGGAACAAGUGGUUCAAUAUUCUGGAGUGUUGUUUUGCGGAGUUGCCUCCCUUAGGUUGCCACUCUCAGCUGAUCGUGUUUUAGAUCACAUAUUGUGACUGAUUUGAUCAGAACUUUAUCAUUGGAUGUCAGAAAAGUGGUUUCUAUCCACAGCCUGUACAACUUUGGCCUUGCCCCACACAUUAAAGUGACGCACAGUUGCAUUAGAAUUAUAUCUUUUCCUCUGCCAUGAUAUCUCUCUGCAUGGACCGAAGGAGAUAUGUGUCAGGUGAAUCUGUCAGUAACCAUCAAGAUUUUUCAUAUUCUCUGUAUUUAUGAGGCAUUCAGGAACCAUUUAUGAUUUCUUUAUAUCAAAAACAAAUAAAAUCGAACAAGUCCAAUUGUUUCGCAGUGCCUGUACAUUGAUGU